GAAUCAGGGAGAGGAGUUCUUGUCUGGGAUUCUUUUCAAUGGAGAUGAUGACCAUGUUCAAAGUUUCAAUGACUUGACCAGUCCAAUGACUCAACAAGAAACACAGUAUAGUCCAGAAGAGGUGCAAGUUGUUGGUACUCGUGGUAACAGGGGAACCAAGAGGUCUAAAAAUUUUAGUGUUGAGGAAGACGAACUUAUUUGCGAAGGAUGGUUGAUUGCUAGCAAAGAUCCUAUCCACGGGGCCAAUCAAAACCGUACUGGGUUUUGGGGUAAGGUUCGUGCUUACUUUGAGACCCACAAUAAACAGACAACUCCAAGGACAGAGAGUUCACUUCUGCAUAGAUGGCUCACAAUUCAGACUGUAGUGAACAAGUUUUAUUCCUGUUAUGAAGCGAUUGAUCGUAGAAAUCAAAGUGGUACAACUAUACAAGACAAGAUUGCAAGUGCCCUCAAGAUGUUCUCAGGGGUAGAAACCAAGGAGGGCAAGAAAUGCAGUGUUGUGUCUUGUUGGAACAUACUUAAGGAGGAGGACAAGUGGAAAGCCAAGAGGAUUGAACUUCUACAGUUGGAGAAAGAAGCAUCAGCUGGAAACAAGUCCAAAAAAAAUCUGCGAAAGUGUCUCGACCAAGAGAAGAGGAAGGAACCAACAAUGCACAUGACAAUGAGGCCACCGAUGAUGGUGGUACUGCUGCAGAGACCGGAGCAAGGAAAAGAAGCGAAGGAGUGAAGAAGGCUAAAGCAAACCUCAGGUUUAGGGGUGCCGAAGCUUGUAAAGAGGCUAUUGACAGCAUGUGGGCUAAGAAAGAGGUGGCCGAUAAUGAGAAGGAGAAGGCAAAGAAUGAAUGGUUUAUGCUAUCACAUGAGCUAGACAAGCAAUCUCUGGAGCUAGAGAAGAAAAGAGCUGAAUCGGAGGACAAAAGAGCUGAAGCCGAGUUGAUGAAACAAGAGAAAGAAAUUAUGCUUGCAGACAUGACCUCCCUCAACACGCUUCAGCGUGAAUGGCUUGACAUUAUGCAGAAAGACAUUGUCGCUAGGCGCCGUGGAAAUUAAAUCUACUUCACGUCAUUUGAGCUUAAAUAUUUAGUUUUUGAAAAGUUCAUUCAGUAGAACCUUUGUUUAAAUGUCAUAAAUUUAUUUCAGAACUCAGCAUGGACGUGUGCACUGAAUCUUUUGUUUUCGUUCAUGGAAAAAUAUUUUCAGGAAAUAAAAUGACACUCAUUUAGUUGACUGCAAAUAUAACCCAGGUUAAUACAAUAAAAUCAAAUGUGUUUCUCAGGCUAUGGUUCCAAAAUAAAUUGACAGCAAAUAAAAUCAUAAUAAUAUUCAAAUAUUGUACGAAUAUAAAUCUGGGUGAUGGUUCCAAAGGUGUUCGAUGAGAUCUUCUUUCAACUGCAUAUGUGUGUCUUUGUUUCUGAUCUGCUGAUGUGCUUGAAUAUAUUCAUCAAGCGUGCGAGUUCGCCGGCCA
This is a messenger RNA of Sorghum bicolor (sorghum), 1465 nucleotides long. Its product is annotated as glutathione S-transferase T3-like. The transcript has 2 exons. Lineage: Eukaryota; Viridiplantae; Streptophyta; Magnoliopsida; Poales; Poaceae. The coding region runs from base 86 to 727 and encodes 213 amino acids. The record is from RefSeq and is a predicted model, not a curated record.